AUGCGUCCCAGCGGCCCCUCAAUGAAUAAAUCGGGAAAAAGAAUUAAGCGCAGUUCAUUUGCAGAGGAGCAUGUUCUCGCGAAUAAAUUUUUGCUGGCCUUUUUUUCACUGCGUCUUCGCGAACUGAUCCUGAACGGCGUAUGCGACGGGAAUGAUAACGCAAGGGCACCAAAUAUUCCGAGCGUUGAGCUACAUCUUGGAGCAAUCACCAAUGCUGCGCAAGCAUUUCGUGCUAUUCUGCAAUACCUUUACACUGGGAUACUCACUUUCAGCACUGCACAUCCAUUCCAGGUAAAAGUUAUUAUUACUCUUCAGUAUUUGAAAAAAUAUUUUGGUUUGAACGUCUGA
Molecule: messenger RNA, 348 nt
Organism: Gongylonema pulchrum
Lineage: Eukaryota; Metazoa; Nematoda; Chromadorea; Rhabditida; Gongylonematidae
Source: the annotation of a GenBank genome assembly